UUACAGACUUCAGCGGUAACUUCGCAUACUUCAUACUGUUAUACAUUUAUUUACAUAUUUAGCUUCUAGUUAAACUGCAUCAAUGGCUCUUCAGCGACUAAUCUUAACACUGCUUAUGUGAAGUCCAUGUUCCUUCACUGAAGUGGCCCUUGCUGUGAUGCCUCCAACCAUGACUCAGAUUAGUGAUCCAAAAAUUGCUUUUGCCUAUUUGCGACCGGCCUGUGUCCUGCUCACCCGUGAGCCCACUGUGACAAAUGUCGAAACACUCAGUGGCCAAUUAAAAGAGGUCAAUGAUGCCACAUUGCAGCAGCUCCAGGAAUAUGUCCUGUUUCCUCUUCGCUUUGUCCUUAAAGUUCCUGGGCCCAAGAAGGACAAGCUGGUGCAGGCUGUGACUGAAGCCAUGAGUUAUGUUCUAGAGAACACUUGUGUUCAGAACUGGGAUAUCCUCCGUGACCUCUUCUCAGAGCUUUGUCUCUGCCUCUGCUGUCCCACGGACCCUGGCAAACCUCUAGAUUCGUCAGAGGAGCUAAAACUGGCUGUGUUGAAGUGUUUGGACGCUUUGCUUCAUGCAGCUUAUGGUGAUAUAGUCUUCAGACUUUAUGAACUGGUCAUGCUGCCUGGAUUGGGUGCCGCUGUAGCAGUGCUGCUAGCUUUAGGUGAAAAGGAGAAAUCUCGAGAUAUACAGGUAGCUGCCUUGAAGUGCCUCCAAGCUUUGUCUCUGCAGUGUGACUGCGCUCAGGAGCAUGUGGUCCCAACUUCAGCUGAGCGAUGUUCUGUCGGGAACACCAUGGCUUCAUUCUUACCUGGAAUUACUUUGGCUGUAGCAAGGAUCAUCACAGGAGAUCUAAGACAAGGACAUGCUGUAACGGUCAGGGCCAUCAAGGUGUGGUCCAGCUCUGUAGGGUUGGUAAUGGAAGAUGCACAGCUGCAGACAAGUGAGCCCUGGAAGUCUCCCCCAUCAGACCUGGGUAGGGUUGGGCAGCUUGUGGUCCAGCGGACACCAGACUGGGUGAAAAACACGGCAGGAAAAUUGUCUGUGCUGAUGAAGAAGAUCAUCUCCUGCACCUCAGCCCACCUGCACUGGAAGGUACGACUGGGAAUGGUUGAACUGGCUGACCAUCUGCUGACCAGGUGUAGUCAGUCACUGAUAGAGUGUGUGGGACCGCUGCUGGAAGCACUGGUGGGAGCAAUCAAUGAUGAAGAGCCUAGAGUCAGGGAGAGGUGUGAAGUUUCUCUCAGAGAGGUAUCAAAGAGGAAUCAGAGCUCCAGUAGCAGCAGUGAUGUUACCAGUAAGCACAGCAACAGCAGUCAGACGUUCACCGAUGUCUUGUCUGAAAAUCUCCACUCUUUAGCCACAUCCCUUCCCAGACUAAUGAGGACCUCUGAUGACCAGAAAAAGUUGUUUGUCCUCAAUGUGUUUCUGGGGUAUGUAAAAAUCCUGGGACCGCUCAUCUCCGUGGUGCUAAACUCUGCUGCACAUCUGGAGAGGAUUUCUAAAGCACUGAUGCAGGUGCUUGAGCUGGAUGUGAUGGAUGUUCGUAUUGUGGAGGAAAGGAGUUACGCUGAUACCAUAGGGACAAGCUCAGGCUCUCAUGACUCCUACACUGCCCACAGACAGCGGAAGCAUUUUCUCUACUUCACAGAUGAAAAGAUCUUCUGUGUGCUCAUGGAGAUCUGUCGGACAUUAGGUUUCUAUGGCAACAUCUACCUGCUGACUGACCACCUCCUGGAUUUGUACCGCCAGUCUUCAGCAUACAGAAAGCAGGCUGCCAUGGUGCUAAAUGAGAUCGUUCGAGGUGCUGCAGGCAUUGCUGUGGCAACACAAGGUCAGCAUUUGGACACUGAAGUUCAGGGACACCCUGCCACUAAAGAAGACCUUAAAGAAGCAGUGAUGUCAAUCAUAGAGGAAUACACCAGUCUGAGCAACUGGCACCUCAUAACUGUCAGUGAGGAGACAGAUAGAGACCGUCAGGAUCAGCAGCUGCUCAGCUCAUCCAGACUUCUCUCCAUCUCCAGUGAUGCCAGCAACAAUGCUGCAAGUUCUUUCCAAAUGAUUCCUUCUUCAUUUAGCUCACCUCCACCAUCAUCAUCCACCUCCACAAUUCAUCUGCUCAACAGCAACAUCUGGCAGCUGUGCAUCCAACUCGAGGGCAUCGCCUGCUUUGCUCAGGCUCUGGGGCGGGACUUCUGUCCACUGUUGAUGACCUCAUUGUACCCUGUGCUGGAGAAAGCCGGUGAAGAGACGUUGCUGGUCAGCCAGGCAGCACUGAACUCCAUGAUGGACAUCGGUCAGGCUUGUGGCUACUCCUCCCUGAAGGAGCUGAUCAAUGAGAACUCAGACUACCUGCUCAGUGACAUAUCGCUCAACCUGCAGAGGCUUAGUCAACAUCCACAGGCUCCGCGUGUGUUAACAGUGAUGUUGACUCACUCGGACUGCAGCCUGCUGCCACUGGUCAGGGACAUCGUUCAGGAUGUACUGAUGGCUCUAGAUCUCAGCUACGACCACUCAGCUGCUCUUUUCUGCUCUGUGCUGCACACGCUCAUGAAGGCACUGGCAAGAUGGUUUCCCGCCAUGUGCAGCAAGCUCAGUAAGUCUGCCAGUUCCAAGCAAGCCUCCACUGAACAGGAAGACUUUAACAUUCGCCAGUUCCUGCUGGAUUACCGCAAGCAAAAAGACUUGGCAGAGGGCAUUGGGAUAGAGGAGGAUGACAGCGAGGACUUUGAGGUCCCUCCUCCUACAGAAUGUGAAGAUGCUGAUGAUGUUGGUGGUCCUGAUGUGAAAGCAGAGCUGCCGUUACACCUCAGCAUUACUAAAGAUGUUAUGGAACGAUGCAUUCACCUGCUUUCUGACCCUAGCCUCAGGCUUCGACUAAAGGUGCUGGACGUGCUCGAGCUGUGUGUGUGUGUACUUAGUGAGAAGGAAAAUGAACUUCUGCCCAUGGCUCAUCGCUGCUGGCCAGCCCUCCUGCAGAGACUCACAGCUGAUGACCCAUUAGCAGUCCUCAGAGCCUUUAGGGUGCUGUGCACGCUGGGUGAAACAUGCGGUGACUUCCUGAGGAGACGGGUCUCUAAGGAAGUCCUUCCCAAACUGAGCUCCUCUCUGGCACGGCAGGCUCCAGUCAGCGCCAAGGCUGGGCCAAUCUACACACACACCCUGGCCUACAAACUGCAGCUGGCUGUACUGGAAGGCCUGGGCUCACUGUGCCAGAGACUGGAUCUGGGUGAAGCAGACCUCGAUGCUGUUUGUGAAGCUUGUCUACCCUACCUGAGUUGCAGGCAGCCCAUCAGACUGCAGGAGGCCUGUCUGAGUGUUUUCCGACACUUAAUCCAAGUGGAUCCGGACACCUUCUGGUUUAUUCUGAAUGAGCUGCACUGCCUAUCAUCCUACACCCCGCCCCACCCAGACCUCCAUCCUGUACAGCUGAACGGGAUGGGCAGACCCAGAGACGAAUACUCGGACAAUGUGUUGAAACUGCUCCAGGAGGAAUUUGAUCCCAUUGCUGAGACGAUUAACCAGCCAGUCAUUUGAUGUGAUUGUCUCAUUAAACCACUGAUUCCAAUAUGUUGAUUAAUUGGAGGAAAAUCCGACAUCUAGGCUGAAUACAGCCACCAGUUAUGAUAAAAAUCAUGCCACACAGCUUUCUGUAUUCAGCAAGGCAAGAAUACGAACGUUAGCUUUGUUGUGCUGUUGGCUGAAGUAACCAGGGACAAAGCUGUCAGAUCCUCUACAUGCAGUCACAACAUUCAUCUUUCUCACCUCAGUAAAUGUAGAAAAUGCAAAUAUUAAAUUUACUGUUUCUCUUCAUGCCAUUUCUUUAUUCUCAAAGAGAUGUCUUAUUCUAUUCUGGGCGACCCUGCUGGUUUUAAAUACACAACCUCGUGUUUCAGUUUGUCUAGAAACAUUUGGUUGAUGAUGGCCCUAAUUUAGCUUUUUAACUUCACAUAUAACCAUCAAAAUAGAUGCCAACCAAUAGAAGAUAAUUCUGUGUAAUCAGCUGACAUCAUCCGAUGAAAACAAUAAUUUGCACGUUGACAUUUUAAUAAAGGUUUCAUCCCAA
Melanotaenia boesemani (Boeseman's rainbowfish) is the source of this 4058-nucleotide messenger RNA. RefSeq names its product TELO2 interacting protein 1 (gene tti1). The coding region runs from base 158 to 3529 and encodes 1123 amino acids. Gene Ontology annotation, biological process: chromatin remodeling. The transcript has 14 exons. Gene Ontology annotation, cellular component: cytoplasm. NCBI's taxonomy places the organism in Eukaryota, Metazoa, Chordata, Actinopteri, Atheriniformes, Melanotaeniidae. The record is from RefSeq and is a predicted model, not a curated record.